AUGAUCGGCACAAAGGGCGCCCUGGAGAGCGGAGAGCCGCCUUGCAUCCGGCUGGAGCCCCUGAUCAGCUCCCACUCAGCGGCCGGCGGCAGUCGCGCCGUCUUCACGGACAGCAGCGGCGCCAAAGUGACGGCCAACGGAGUGCACGACAUCGAGGACCGGAUUCUGAGGAUCACCGGCUACUACGGCUACAACCCGGGGUACUCCAGUCAUAGAAGAGAGGACGGUUCUGAGUCUCAUGCUGAGACACCAGGCAGCGAUACCAGUGGAGACAGCCCGUCUUACCUGACAUGUGCCAACACGGUCCUGAAGGUCCUGGGUGGUCUACUGAUGGUGCUGUGCAUUUCCUCCUCUUGGGUUGGCACAACACAGGUGGUCAAGCUGACCUUCCAGUCGUUCUCUUGUCCCUUUUUCAUCUCCUGGUUCAGCAGCAAUUGGAACAUCCUCAUCUUUCCCAUUUUCUACUCUGGACAUGUGGUUACCACGAGGGAGAAGCAGACACCCAUCCAGAAAUUCCGGGAGUGCAGCCGGCUCUUUGGGGAGGACGGGAUGACUCUUAAGCUUUUUGUGAAGAGAACAGCACCAUUCUCAAUUCUGUGGACACUAACAAAUUACCUGUACCUUCUGGCCUUGAAGAAAUUGACCGCUACUGAUGUCUCCGCUCUCUACUGUUGCCACAAGGCCUUUGUCUUCCUCCUAUCCUGGAUUGUCCUCAAGGAUCGGUUUAUGGGUGUUCGGAUUGUGGCUGCCAUAAUGGCCAUCACAGGUAUCGUAAUGAUGGCGUAUGCUGAUGGUUUCCAUGGUGAUUCAUUUGUGGGUGUGGCACUAGCUGUAGGCUCUGCCUCUACAUCAGCUCUCUACAAGGUGCUGUUUAAGAUGUUUGUAGGCAGUGCCAAUCUGGGAGAAGUGGCUCAUUUCCUAUCCACCAUGGGCUUCUUCAACCUCAUCUUCAUCUCCUGUGUGCCCUUGAUCCUUUACUUCACCAGGGUGGAGCACUGGGGCUCACUUUCUUCACUGCCAUGGGGAUACCUGUGUGGAAUGGCAGGACUAUGGCUGGUGUUCAACAUCUUGGUCCACGUUGGGGUGGUGCUGACAUAUCCCAUUCUCAUCUCCAUAGGGACACUUCUCAGCGUCCCAGGCAAUGCAGCAAUCGACGUUUUAAAGCAUGAAGUGAUCUUCAGCGUGGUCCGCCUGGCAGCUACCUGCAUCAUCUGCCUGGGCUUCUUGCUCCUGCUGCUGCCAGAGGAGUGGGACUCAGUGACGCUGCGCUUCUUGGCCACCAUUGCGGACAAGAAGGUGGAAGAGCACGGCGAAGAGCUUACGGAGACCAGUGUCCACACUCGAAGCCGGAGCCGGGCCAACGGUGCGGUCUCGAUUCCACUGGCGUGAGAUGGCCAAGCUCCAUUAACGGUGUCCAUUGACUCCCGUUAUUCUGUCCUACACUGAGGAGGCGGGUCAGGAUGUCAUGGAGACAUAUUGUCUUGACCUUUAAAAAUAGAACUUAGGAAAUACACCGCUGCCUGUGUCACAUUCCUACAGGAUAAGUCUCAGUUGUGGAUUUUCAGAACUGAAAAGGUGGAACUCACCACACUCAGCCCAGUUCUUCGCACGCACCUAAACAAAGAGCUGAACAGCCUCCUCUGAGCUCCUCCACAGACUGUAUUCUAUGAAUAUAAAUAUUGGCAGGGCCAGUUUGGCUCAGUUUUAUUUAUUAAAUUAAUUUGGAACUGUA
Thalassophryne amazonica is the source of this 1732-nucleotide messenger RNA. It is a transcript of the gene slc35f4, whose product is annotated as solute carrier family 35 member F4. The transcript is spliced from 7 exons. Gene Ontology annotation, cellular component: membrane. Bases 1 to 1389 code for a protein of 462 amino acids. The record is from RefSeq and is a predicted model, not a curated record. NCBI's taxonomy places the organism in Eukaryota, Metazoa, Chordata, Actinopteri, Batrachoidiformes, Batrachoididae.